AUGAAGCCCUGCCGUGAAUCACAAGAGAGCGUGGCAGCAGCGCGAGUGCGGGUGAGGCACGAGCUGUACGCACCCAUCGAGCCGUAUCGGUCCGGCACGCUGGCUGUGUCUGACGUGCACACUGUAUACUGGGAAGAGAGCGGCAACCCCAAAGGCCAGAGCGUGGCAGCAGCGCGAGUGCGGGUGAGGCACGAGCUGUAUGCGCCCAUAGAGCCGUAUCGGUCCGGCACGCUGGCUGUGUCUGACGUGCACACUGUAUACUGGGAAGAGAGCGGCAAUCCCAAAGGCCAGCCUGUGAUCUUCCUGCACGGAGGCCCAGGGGGCGGCACCUCCCCGGCCAACAGGCGGUUCUUUGACCCGACGUUCUUCCGCAUCAUCCUCCUGGACCAACGGGGGGCGGGCAGGAGCACUCCCCACGCUUGCUUGGAGGAGAAUACCACGUGGCACCUCGUGGAGGAUAUUGAGACGCUGAGGAAACACCUGGGUGUUGAUAAGUGGCUGGUGUUUGGAGGGUCAUGGGGCUCCACUCUCUCGCUCGUGUAUGCAGCCACUCAUCCAGACAGGGUCGCAGGCUUGAUUCUGCGGGGAAUCUUUUUGUUGAGGAGGAAGGAGGUGGAGUGGUUCUAUCAGAAGGGGGCUGAUUCCAUCUUCCCUGAUGGUGAGACCAAGACGGGAGUGACACCCCCACUUCCCCCUUCCCCCUCCGCCCCCCCAUACAGUGACACCCCCACUUCCCCCUUCCCCCUCCGCCCCCCCAUACAGAGUUCACGUGCAGCGUUUGACAGAUAUCAGGAGUUCAUUCCCUCCCAAGGAGGAGCAGCACAAUAUGAAAGUGGCAGCAGCGCGGCACUGGACGGAGUGGGAGAUGGCCACCAGCUACCUGCUGCUGCUGCUGCUGCUGCUGUUGCUGCUGCUGCUUAUGUCCUCUCCCUCCCUCUUGCCAUCACACCAGGUGGCGGCAGCGAGGCACUGGACGGAGUGGGAGAUGGCCACCAGCUACCUGCUGCUGCUGCUGCUGCUGCUGUUGCUGCUGCUGCUGCUUAUGUCCUCUCCCUCCCUCUUGCCAUCACACCAGGUGGCGGCAGCGCGGCACUGGACGGAGUGGGAGAUGGCCACCAGCUACCUGCUGCCCAAUGA
Closterium sp. Naga37s-1 is the source of this 1137-nucleotide messenger RNA. Lineage: Eukaryota; Viridiplantae; Streptophyta; Zygnematophyceae; Desmidiales; Closteriaceae. The record is from the annotation of a GenBank genome assembly.